UUCUUCUUUUGCACACAACCUGCAACACACGGCCUUCUCUUCUCUCUUACUCUUAACAAAACCAACUCGCAGCGCACUCACUCUCUCUCUCUCUCUCUACAAUGGCUCUUCGCUCUCUCUUUGUUUUCAUGGUGGUGGCUGCGUUGUUGUUGAGCGCCACAAUGGCUCAAACUCCGGCUACCUCGCCGGUGGCUACUCCUCACAAGAAAGCUAAGCAUCACUCAUCUCACGCUCUUUCUCCCUCUCCCGCCGUUUCACCUUCCGCCGGAGGUUCUCCACUCUCAUCCGAGGGUGCCGUCUCUCCCUCCUCCAUUUCUACUUCACCUUCCGGAGCACCAGGACCGGCUCAAAGCGCUGCCGUUUUGAACAGAUUCACCGUCGUUUCUUCUGCUGCCGUUGUUUUCUUCUCUGCUGCUCUACUAUUGUAGAUCUAGUUUCAUGGAUCUUGCUUUUUUGAUUCGUGUACUGUCGUUUCUUUUUUUUCUGGUGUGUUAUAGCUUGUGUUACUGAGUAUUCACCAUUUAUUUGAUUAUUUUGUGUAUUCUAUUAAUUAAUAUAUUAUAUAUUAUAUAUUUUGCUAUGAA
Molecule: messenger RNA, 584 nt
Organism: Arachis duranensis
Lineage: Eukaryota; Viridiplantae; Streptophyta; Magnoliopsida; Fabales; Fabaceae
Product: classical arabinogalactan protein 1
Exons: 1
Coding region: 102-428 (108 amino acids)
Source: RefSeq, a predicted model, not a curated record